AUGAAAAGCAGCAGCAGCAGCACCACCACCACCACACAUACUCCAACAGCCACACAAGAAAAGCAGCAGAAUUCACAAAUCAAAAUUUCUCCUCAAACUCGGACCAAAACUAUUGAUAAACUUAUAAAAGACUAUGAGGCAAUCAUUGGUAUAGAAACCCAUGUCCAGCUAUCCACUUUAACCAAAGCCUUUUGUGGAUGUCCAUACAACUAUGGAGCUCAACCAAACACAACUAUCUGCCCGGUUUGCAUGGGGUUGCCAGGUUCUUUACCAGUUUUGAACUCCAAAGUCAUUGAGUUUGCUGUGAAAUUAGGCCUUGCCCUUAAUUGCAAUCUGUCUUUAAACUCAAAGUUUGAUAGGAAACAGUAUUUUUACCCUGACCUUCCAAAGGGUUACCAAAUAUCUCAGUUUGAUAUACCAAUUGCAACCAAUGGUUAUGUUGAUUUGGAUCUUCCCGUGGAAUUUGGCGGCGGGCAUAGGAGGUUUGGCAUUACAAGAGUUCAUAUGGAAGAGGAUGCUGGGAAGCUGCUUCAUUCAGGAAAUGGGAGGGUGCCUUUGCUUGAGAUUGUUUCUGAACCUGAUAUGAGAAAUGGCAUUGAAGCUGCAGAAUAUGCAGCUGAAAUACAGAGGGUAGUACGGUUCUUGGGAAUUAGUAAUGGUAAUAUGCAGGAAGGUUCACUUCGUUGUGAUGUAAAUGUGUCAAUUCGACCAAUUGGACAGUCAGAGUUUGGGACAAAGGUUGAGAUAAAGAAUUUAAAUUCAUUUUCUUCAGUUAACAGGGCCAUUGAUUUUGAGAUAUCAAGGCAAGUGCUUCUGCACAGUCAAGGGCAAGGCAACUCAAUUGUACAAGAAACUCGGCUUUGGGAAGAAGGAGCUCAGAAAACAAUUACAAUGAGGAAAAAGGAGGGACUUUCUGAUUAUCGAUAUUUUCCAGAACCAGACCUUCCAGAAGUCAUUCUCAAAAAAGAAUAUGUUGAUAGUAUUCAAAAUUCUUUGCCAGAACUUCCAGAAAUGAAGCGCCGGAGGUAUGAGAGCAUGGGCCUAAGCAUGCAGGAUGUUCUUUUCCUUGCAAACGACAUAAACGUUGCUGUAUUUUUCGAUGCAACCAUCGCCAAGGGUGCUGAUGUAAAACUGGCUACCAACUGGAUAAUGGGGGAUAUUGCUGCCUAUACGAAAAAUGAAAAAGUAUCUAUAAACAAUAUUAAACUUACCCCUCAGGAGUUGGCUGAGCUUAUAGCUUCUAUUAAAGGUGGAACUAUCAGUGGGAAAAUUGGGAAAGAGAUACUGUUUGAACUCAUAGCCAAAGGUGGAACUGUUAAGGGAAUGAUAGAAGAAAAAAAUCUUGUUCAGAUAGUAGAUCCUGCUGAGAUUGAGAAGAUGGUAGAUAAAGUGCUAUUAGAGAACCCAAAGCAGUUGGAACAAUACCAUGCGGGAAAAACUAAGUUACAAGGUUAUUUUGCUGGCCAGGUGAUGAAAUUAUCAAAGGGUAAAGCCAAUCCAGGACUUCUGAACAAGAUCCUUCAACAGAAACUGAAUGCCACAAGGAGAAGUGGAUUUAAGUCCUGCCUCGGUGUUGGUUUGAGCUUGGAGGAGCUGCCAAAUGAGCUUUACACUAUUGACUGGCCAUGA
Messenger RNA from Dovyalis caffra, 1629 nucleotides. Lineage: Eukaryota; Viridiplantae; Streptophyta; Magnoliopsida; Malpighiales; Salicaceae. The record is from the annotation of a GenBank genome assembly.